Molecule: messenger RNA, 1973 nt
Organism: Hyalella azteca
Lineage: Eukaryota; Metazoa; Arthropoda; Malacostraca; Amphipoda; Hyalellidae
Exons: 5
Coding region: 542-1267 (241 amino acids)
Source: RefSeq, a predicted model, not a curated record
CAUUGCGGGAAGUACGAAACCGAUGUUGGUGCCUGACAAUAAAGGUGGAAGGUUUCAAAAAAUAUUCUAUAAAACUAUCAACCUUUGAGAUAUCUCAGCUUCUCCCUUCGCAAGAAAAAUACAUUAGUUUUACCGUUGAAAAAAAUCAUCGGUAAUUAAGAGGGAAAUUUUACUUUCGACUUCUAUUGUGUUGAAGCUGUGAAGUGGAAAUGUACCCUCGCUUUUAAUUGUGUUCUUAUAUAAAGCACAGGUUGUAAAGUUGCUACAAGUAUGCCCCGGUGACGUGAACAGAAUGAUAGAUAAUAUUCGGUAAUAAAGUCAAUCUCAAAAGCCACUUUCUAAAAAUAAACAAACAAUACGGUAAAUAGAUUCCAGCACUUCAUUUACCAAUGCACUAGUGAACGAGGAAAAUUUUCAAUUUUUUGUGCAUUUAGUUGCAUAAACUUAUUAGACAUCUGGAAAAUAUUACUAUUUUAAUUUCGAGCUUUAAACAAAUAACACUUCUAUAUCAAGAAUAAUUAGAAUCAAACUUAAUUUAACAAUGAAGUUUCCACAACAUUCCCCGUGUGAAAAGUUAUCUCGCCCCUGGUCCACCACAUCUGUCCUCCGCAUCCUCGUCUCUCUUGCCACGCUCAUGCCGGCAGUGGCUGCACAAAUGUAUGAGCGAGGCUCGUGUCCCACAUACUAUUCGAGCAUCCUCUUCACACCAGAAGUUAUGCUUGAUCUCAUCAGCAGAGGGGAACAGUACCUGGUGAUGGCCGCCGGCACUCCUACAGACACGGACACAUCCUGUCACGCCCUCAGCUUCCAUAAGGAGCAGACCUACACCUACUCCUACAGGGACAGACGAGGAGUCAAGAAGAUACUGAGUGGCACGUACGUCGUCAACUUCCCCACGCAGACCUCCACAGGCAGCAUCAUCAUCAACGACUUCCCUCAUGAUGUUUUAGGAGUGGACGACUCGGGCCCCGUAACUCUGCAGCCUGUGGCAUAUAGCAACGGCAUCACCAUGCUGGUCUCCUGCACCUCAUACUACUUCUCCUACUCUCGCCGCUUCUUCGUCUUCCUGGACGACGAAGCCAACCUGAAUUGGGUGAACCCUCGGGACAUCGCAAUGGACUUACGCAAAAACAAAUACCUCCCUGAGGAGAUGAAUUAUAAGUUAGUGGACCAAUCCUGCGAUGUCUGCAAGCGGACGACCGGAUCCUGCGUGGAUGACUCCAUCGUGCAACCCAUCAGAAGUCUCUUCAACUCCAUAGAUAACUAACUUUCAUAUUAUUUCAUGACAUUAUAGUGACAUUUCAUGACUUUCAUAUUGUUUCAUGUGAUUUAUAAGCGACUCUGUCCCCGGCCACGUUGGAGAGUCGCUGGGAUUUAGCCCCUAGUCUCUUGUUUAGACCCAAAACAAGGCAAAUGACGAAAGGUAUCGCUCGUAUCGCAACUACGCUAUGCUCGGUUUUAGAUUUAGUGUAUAUUGAUCAGUAGUUGCAUGGCUGUUACAUAUCUAAAACACCACGACGGAAACUUCCCAACUAGUGAAUUUAAUUAUGAUUUAAAAUCAUAAUUUAUUAUUAUUAAAAUAUAAAUUAUUACAGAAAAUACUAAUUAAAAUGAAUAGGGACUGUGCGAAUGAUUGAUAGUCACCCGUAAGAAGGGAAAUGUAACAUGUUACGACGAUUACGUAAUUAGUAUACCAAACGAAAUAAAGUUUAGCUCCUCAAUAUUCACUCCUCUCCGAGUAUUGUAAAAGUAUAAUAAUAUAUAAGACCUGUUUAAUAUAAAUGAAUUAUAACAAAGCAUCCAUUAGUUUCUGACCAAAUUUGCUCAUGGCGGCAUUGUUUAAUGAUUUUUUCAGUUCAUUACAAAUUGAUAUUUGAGAAUUGUCUGUGAGGAUAAUUUAUUCAAUAUUGCCCUUUACAUUAAGAAGAAAAAUUCACAUCAUUAGCUAACUAAUAUAAGUGUGUUAUAUACUU